AUGCAUCUAUCUAUCUAUCUAUCUAUCUAUCUAUCUCUCUCUCUCUCUCUAUAUAUAUAUAUAUAUAUAUAUAUAUAUAUAUAUAUGCAUCACUGCUGCUCCUUCACCCAUUUUCCGUCCUACUUAAUCAACUCCUGCUGCUCUUCCAUCGACUCGACCAGCUCCUUCAUCCACUCCCCCUCCUUCUUUAUCCACCCUCCUGCUUCUUUUAUCACUCUCUCUACCGCUUCAUCCACUCUCAUGGCUCUUCAUCCACUCCUCUCUCCUACUUUAUCAACUCCCCCUGCUUCUUCAUCUUACUUCUGCUUCUUUACACUCUCUUACCCCUACCUCUUCCUCUUCUUCAUACACUGCCUCGCCUUUAUCCACUCCUCCUUCAGCUCUCCUUGUCUCUUCAUCUGCACCCCAUCUCCUUCAUCAAGUCCCCCUCCUUCUUUAUCUACUCUUUCUGCUUCUUUAUCCUCUCCUCCUACUCCUUCAUCCACAUCCCUGCUUGUUCAACCACCACUCCCACACUUCCUGCAUCCACUCCUCCUUCUUCCUUAUCAACUUCUCCUUCUUCUUUACUCACUCUCCCUGCUUCUUUAUCCACUCUCCCUGCUUCUUUAUCGUCUCCUCCUCCUUCUUAAUCCAUUUCUUCUUUAUCUACUCCUCCUGCUGUUUCAUCCACCCCCACCUUCUUUAUUCACUCCGCCUUCUCUUUUAGCCUCCUCCUACUCUUUGCACCCUGAACCUGCUUCUUCCUUCACUCUCCCUGCUUCUUCAUACGCUCCACUUCCUCUUUAUACACACAUCUUGCUUCAACUCCUCCUACUUCUUCAUUAUCCCCCAUCUUUCUUUAUACACUCCUCCUCCUCCUUCGUCUAA
Molecule: messenger RNA, 867 nt
Organism: Acanthosepion pharaonis
Lineage: Eukaryota; Metazoa; Mollusca; Cephalopoda; Sepiida; Sepiidae
Source: the annotation of a GenBank genome assembly